Molecule: messenger RNA, 616 nt
Organism: Drosophila guanche
Lineage: Eukaryota; Metazoa; Arthropoda; Insecta; Diptera; Drosophilidae
Exons: 2
Coding region: 95-577 (160 amino acids)
Source: RefSeq, a predicted model, not a curated record
AAUUCCACAUCUUUGACCAAACACAGACACUACUCGAAAACCACAAAAACUUUUUGCUCUCCGAAAUAAAUUGAAAAAUUCACACACAGACGAAAUGGGUGCCGUGUUGGGCAGCGCCCAGCAGGCUGCAAAUGUGCCCACAGUGCGGCCAGGAAGUGCGACAGAGACGGCGCCACGGGAGCUUUCGGAGGCGAAGCCGAAGCGAAGCAAAUCCAAGUCGGGCAAUGUGCAGAGAUUAACCGCGGAGGCCAUUCAUGAGGAGUUCGAUCGACUGCUCGUCGGGCAGCAGGAUCAUCUGACGGAGGUGGGGGAGCGUCCCUGCCUGGAGGCUGCCGGCAAGAUGACCCGCUGCCUGCGCGACAACAGCCAGCAGGCAAUGAAGUGCUUCAGCGUCAUGGAGGUGUACCGCAACUGCGUCACGCGCGCCACACAGGCACGCGUCGACGAACUGGCCGACGAGGGGCCGCCCACGAUGCCCAUGAUGCCCAUGACCCCACCGCAGGCCAUGCCAGCGCCCAGUCGCCAGACCGCCGCCCGCUCCCAUAGAUGGUGGCAGUUCUGGCAUUGGUUUCGCUGAUCCAAAUUUGCAGCUUGAAUAAAAUACAAUUUCCUCAAU